Molecule: messenger RNA, 1047 nt
Organism: Trichosporon asahii var. asahii CBS 2479
Lineage: Eukaryota; Fungi; Basidiomycota; Tremellomycetes; Trichosporonales; Trichosporonaceae
Exons: 1
Coding region: 1-1047 (348 amino acids)
Source: RefSeq, a predicted model, not a curated record
AUGAUCUCUGGCAUCCGCCGCCUCAUCGUCCGCCUCUUCCACCUCCUUCGCAAGCUCGUGGGCCUCUCUGUCUCCUCCCCUUCGACUGAGACGGCCGCCCUCGUCGAUCACAACUGCUUUCCCCACAUUUGGGAUACAAUCGUGAACAAUGCCCCUCCCGAGUCCCUCGCCGUGCUCACCCGCGUGUCUCGCGAGUCCCGCCGGCACGCCUUGUCCCGCUUCACACACCUGUAUGGCCUCUACGUGUCUGUGGUCGAGCCCAAGCCCCGCAUCAAGGCCGCGCUUAGCUACUUUGAGGGCACGGUCAGCAUUCCUCUUGACGCCGACCACCGGAAGAAGAUUCCUCAUAUUCUCUUCAAGGGUGACCUCGAUGGCCGCAUCCUCCGCCUGAGCAAGUUGCCGUCCGACGUCUUCAACAACGUGGAGGUCAUCGAUGUGGGUUGUUGCGGAGCCGAAACCAAGCUGCGUCUUCUGGCAAUCCCGAGCCUCCGCGUCGUGCGCAUCCGCACCAACAUGACCAGCACCUUCUGGGUGCCACCCACGGUGACCACCGUCGUUAUCUCCGGCAUCCUCUCCAUUGACUUCAUCAAGGACACGUCUAUCGACACCCUCGUGAUCGUUUUUGGAUCGCUGCCUGAAUCUCACCAAUGUAUGCGCCUUUCAAAGCAGAUCAAGAACGUCGUCAUCAUCUGUUUCGGAGACCAGCGUGACUAUCUGAUGAACCUCUGGCCGCUUCUGGAGGUUACCGUGCGCAUUGGCGCUCAGCUGACUCUUGUUGGCAGCUCCCCCUCCACCGAACCCUGGGACGGCCCCGAGGCGCUCGCUUACAGCUUGCAUAACAUUGGUAUUCGCAUCUGGCAGAGCCCUGUGGGCCACCACGUCCGCACAUCGGGGCUGGUCACCCACCAGGACGAGAAGGAGUUCCGGGCCGAGGUUGGCGAGGACGCGUGGGCGCUGUACUCCAAUGUCCCCCUCCCUCUCCGUUGCGACUGCACCUCGCAGGGUCUGGGGCAGCAGCAGGGGCCGUGCCUCAUCCCUCUGAACUGA